UAUAAUAUAAUUAAUACAUGUAAAUAAUCAUAAAUACUGAAAUCAUAUCCUAUUGCAAAUUUACGGGGGAAAAAACAAAAUGUAUAAUAAUUAUUUUAAACGUUUAAAUCAGUGGUUGUACAUAACAAAUAAACAAGGAGAAGGAAAAACGACAUAUUUGAGAUAUUGUAUAGAUGACAGAGGACAUACUUAUUAACCCUCUUAAAUAUAAGGGUUAGAAAAUGGACAACAGUGGGUCUGGAGUAGUGCAAGUGUUUGUGGGUGAAUGGAGCCCUGAAUACGAGGCGUUAUCCAUUAAAGCUACGAAACAGACUUCAUCAGCUGAGAUAGUGGAAUGUAUUAUUGAAAGGCUUGGACUAGUUGUCGAUACUUCUGUUUCAAAUAGCUAUGAAUUAGCAGAAGUAGUAGGAAAUUCUGUUGGACAGGAAUGUAAAGAAAGAAGACUCGGUCCCACCGAGUGCCCUGUGGCACUUAUGUUACUGUGGCCGAAAAAUGAUGCCCAGCAAGAAUAUUAUAGAUUUUACUUACGAAAAAAGCAACCAGACUACUUAUGGUCUGAUAGUAGAUUUCCUAUGGAUCCUCAACUUUUAAAGGACUAUUUCAAUAGAUUCCUCUAUCAACCACGUGACAAGGAAUAUCCAGAUCUGUGUCAGCUGCCAGAUCUGAAUGAACAAACGUUGUUGGAUAAUCUGAGGGCUAGGUUUUUGGCUGGCAACAUAUAUACCUACGUCGGCAGCAUAUUAAUUGCCUUGAAUCCAUUCAAAUUUUAUCCUAUCUACAAUCCGAAAUAUGUAAAAUUGUAUCAAAACAGAAGAUUGGGCCCAGACAUACCUCCGCAUAUAUUUGCCAUAGCUGAUGCAGCUUAUCAUUGUAUGCUUAAGGAAAAGAAGAAUCAAUGUAUUGUUAUUAGUGGUGAAAGCGGUUCUGGUAAAACAGAAUCAACGAAUUUCCUCUUGCAUCAUUUGACAGCACUUAGUCAAAAGGGUUCGCAUGGCAGUGGAGUGGAACAAACAAUACUGAGCGCUGGACCUGUCUUGGAAGCAUUUGGUAAUGCAAAAACAGCACAUAAUAAUAAUAGCAGUCGCUUUGGCAAGUUUAUUCAAGUAAAUUACAAGGAAAAUGGAAUGGUCCAUGGUGCUGUGGUUCAGAAAUACCUCCUGGAAAAAUCCAGGAUUGUCUCUCAAGGACGAAACGAAAGGAAUUAUCAUGUAUUUUAUUAUCUGUUGGCUGGCGCAAGCGAUCAAGAGAAACAAUUGCUACAUUUGGAGAGCUGUGAUCGGUAUAAUUACUUAAAUAAAAGCGGUUGCUAUGGAUUGGAGAAUAUCGACGAACGGCACGAGUUCUCGAGAUUAAAACAAUCUAUGGAAAUGGUAGGCUUUACAGCAGAGAAGCAAAGGCGGCUCUUCGCAGUUCUGUCGGCGGUCCUUUUAUUAGGUAAUGUUGAGUUUCAACCACGAAAGUCGUACCAUCAUCAUGAUGAGGCCGUAGGUGUCAAAAAUCCGGAAGUGGUUGCACUGAUAUCGGAACUUCUUAGAGUAAAACAAGAAACUCUUUUGGCUGCACUUACUGCCAAACGCGCAAGAGCUUCCGGCGAGACUUUAGUUAUUAACUACAGACUUCCCGAAGCGAUUGCGGCACGUGAUGCCAUGGCAAAGUGCUUAUACGGAGCUUUAUUUGAUUGGAUUGUGCUACAGGUGAAUCAUGCACUGCUUUCUAAAAAGGACACUCUUAGAGACCAUCAAGGCAAUAGUAUAGGUGUAUUAGAUAUAUUUGGCUUUGAAGAUUUCAAAACAUGCAACAGUUUUGAACAACUAUGUAUCAAUUAUGCGAAUGAACAAUUACAACAUUACUUUAAUCAACAUGUUUUUCAAUACGAGCAACGAGAAUACAGAAAGCAAGGGAUUAGAUGGACAGAUAUCGGAUAUAGCGACAACUCUGGAUGUCUCAAUCUAAUUGAAGGAAAGCCGAACGGCCUGUUGUGUCUUCUUGAUGAUCAAUGCAACUUUCCUGGUGCAACAAACGAGACGUUGCUACAGAAAUUCAACACUGUGCAUAAAGAAAAUCAGUUUUACGAGGCGCCGCAGCGACGAGAAGCCGCAUUCGUUGUACGCCAUUAUGCUGGCGCAGUCAAAUACCAAGCUGCUAACAUGAGAGAGAAGAAUUUAGAUCUAAUGCGACCCGAUGGUGUAGUCGGAGUAUUGAAAAACUCUUCCCUUGCCUUCGUGCGGGAAUUGGUCGGCGCUGAUCCAGUUGCCGUAUUCAGAUGGGCCAUACUGCGGGCUUUCUUUCGUGCUCACUUUGCAUUUCAAGAAGCCGGCCGAGCGCACAGGCAUGGUAGAGUUGAUGGAAAUAAGACGUCUGUACAAAACAGAUACAGGACACCUAAUGAGAAUUUGAUAAGCCAUCUUGUGACGUUGUCGGCCGUCAAUCUAACUAUUAACCGAAUUGCUUCACAUAAACAUACUCGCCCAUCGAGUUAUCAGAAGCAACGCAGUGUAUGUUUACCGCCGGCCACUACUCCUUCUGCUACAUUAUCUUCUAUACAAAUCGAAAACAACGACAAUAUAAACAACAAUCGCCUAUCGUGGCCGCAAUUUAGAAACAUUAAUCAGACGCAAUACCCAUCAAACGUUACAUCGGCCAAAGGUUACAUAAUACGGGGCAGGGAAGACCAGCCUCUUAGUAUUAAUAAAUUCAGACGAGAUACUCACACACCACUAGAGAGGGUGCUUCCAAAAGACGAAGCAAAUGUCAUGGAACGCGCUAAUCAGAUCGUCAUGAAAAAUAAAUCAUUUCGACCGAGGGAACGUGGUAAAAAAGGCCUGAAAAAUCUACAAACUGUGAAGACACUUGCUGGAAGAACUCAAAGUUAUGGCACUGGACCGGGAAAAGCUAGAAAGCAGCCCAUGACAGUUUCCGCACAAUUUCAGCAAAGUUUGCACAGUUUAAUGGAUACUCUGAAUCAAGCUAAUCCUUUCUUUAUCAGAUGUAUUAAAAGCAACGCUAAUAAAGUACCGAAUGAAUUCGAUGAGGAAACAGUGCAACGACAAUUGCGAUAUACAGGAAUGUUGGAAACUGUCAGAAUAAGGCAGGCUGGUUUCAAUGUGCGAUUAACGUACGAGGAAUUUAUACAACUUUAUCGGAUGCUGCUUCCUAAGGGUCUUUUGAGCUCGCAAUCAGACGUGAGGGAUUUUCUAUUGACUCUUAAUCUCAACAGAGACAAUUAUCAGCUGGGUACUACCAAAGUUUUUCUCAGAGAGUCCGAAAAGAUCAAACUAGACAUCGAAUUACAUCAACAGAUCAUAACGAGCAUUACUACUAUACAAAAGUGGUUCCGUGCUUGUCUGGAAAGGAGAAAAUUCCUCAGAUUGAAAAAUGCCAUUGUACAAAUACAGUCUUUUUGGAGAAUGGUUACUGCACAACGACUAGCUCAAGUCCUUCGUGCAAGAACUGAAGCUGCAUUGCACAUACAAACUGCCUGGAGGGUAUACAAACAACGUAGCUGGUUUAAAAAGCUGAAAUCGUGUGUAAUUACCUUUCAGGCAUAUAUUAGGGGCAAUAACGCCAGAAAGAAAUUUAAUGAAUUGAAGAAACGAAAAAGACCACUACUGGAUAAAGUUCAAGAAGUCAGGGAAAUUCAAGAGUACAAGGAGUUUCUAUACGAUAAAAUAUGCGCCAAAGAUCGAGAUAGCGAAGAAUUAUUCACGGAAGAUCGGAGUCUCACGGAAUAUGGCGAAUCGCCUCGAAAAAUAGAAUCUCAAAAUCGGCUCACGCUAGCAAGAUGCGAUAACACAAAUAGAGAGAGCGCCAUAGAUACAGGUAUUUCAUAUUCUAAACGCAAACUCACACCGAACAAACGGAUUCUGCAUGACACAACGUUGAAGAAUACAGAAACGUAUCAUUUCGACGAGAUUGCGGAACGCAAGAGUAGUCUCGAAAGCUUGACAAGUCUGAGGAGUUACGAAUCUCAAGCUAGUGUCAAUAGUACCGAAUCGCAAGACAAUUCCGGUUCGAAACCCGUGCCGAGCACGAGGACGAAACGCGGUGAUCAUUCGCCAAUAGUCACAUCAAAUGUCAACCUAACGAAUGCGUCCAGUCGGUUAUCCUCGGUGAGCAGAAGGACUGAUAGUUCCUCGACGGGAUACAGUGACGGUGAGACCGAGAGCGAGACACCGAGCGCUGUGCAAAGUGCCCCACCUGUUUUCAAUACGAGUCCACCGUUUACCAGUUCGCGCGAUACAAAAUAUCACACCGUUAAUGUAAAUCUGACGCAUAAUCCGAAUCCGGACAUUUGGCACCGUAGAGCGGAUUUCUCACCUGCAUAUAACGAUUACUUCAUGUCGGUACCGCAAAAAGCGACUGUUACACGUUCUCCGAAUGUUUCUCGUUACAAGAAUAUGACUGACAGCGUUUUCGAACAGAUCCGACAAGAUAAACCUAACGAAGCGGCGAACUAUAAUGUCAAAGUCGACACGAGUGAUCGCUUUGUUCAGAUGGAAAGUUUGACGAGCGGCAAACAGCAGCGUAGACUCAGCGAUAACAGCGUACCUGAUGAACGAAUAGAGAAUAUUCCGAUAUCUCCGGUGAAACGAGAUCAAACGCAUGGAUCUGCUAAAAGUAUUAAAGAUCUCGCCUACUUGCGACGACAAAACUCGGAGGGAGAUACUACGACAAAACUCGUAGGUGUUAACGAUGACAACACUUUAAAGAGCGGUUUGGGACUGAGAAGAUCGCCCCCGAAGGAAAAGAACUCGCGAUCGGAGAAAUACGAACCAGAUGUGCCGGUAAGAAGCGCGAGACGAAACAGACCCUCGAGAGAAGUUCAGUGUCGAUCUAUGGGCGAGAGCGCAGUUGAAACAAAUGCGGAGACGCGAAAUCUGCUCCUCGGGACGAUCAAGGAGAGCGAUUUGACUAAAACGACGAAAAUAUGGUCUCGAAAAGAUUAUCCGCACGAAACUACUUCCCGAUCUGUGACAGAUUGGCCUGUAAACAAGAACGAAACCACAUACAAGGGACAACAACCCGGUAAACGCAUGAGAUCCAACGCGAUUACGACUUUUGAACUACGAAGAAGAAACUCGGAUCCAGCUACGAAGAUCUCGGGUCUAAGCGAAGAUAAAAUGGGAACGGAUACUAGUCCGAACGAUUUGAAACUCGCUCCCGGUAUGGACCUCCUCGAGUGGAAAGGUCAUAAUCUAUUUACCUUGGCCGGUCAUCGUUUCCGAAAAGUGGCGAGGUUCGCCAAGGACGACGUUUGCGUAUGUUGUCACGAAAAGAUGGACGCGUUCGUGACACAAGGUUACAAAUGUGUCGACUGCAAACAGCUCUAUCACGUCAAGUGUAUUCAAAACGGCGGAGUGCUGAGAAUGCCGUGCAUAUUGGCCAACACGCCGAGUAGACGGAAAAACAGGAAACCACCACGCACACCGUACGAUACCACGAAACAGACAGUCGCGUCCAAGUUUAGUUUAACCGGCACUUCGGCUUUCUCGGAUAGCACGGAUAAAAUCAUUUCCGAUGCCAAGGAGUUAGCGCUGAUGCAAGAUUUCAUUACCAAGAAAAUUUAUAUAAUGGAGGGUCAAGGGGAGGGACGAAAACCGAGCGAAGUAGACCGCGUUUUCAAACAAGCUCUCAGAAAGUUUAAAGACGACUUGGUGAUAACGUACAGCGUUGCCAUACAACAAGGCGUAGAAGGCAACAUCAAGUACACCGAUUUGAUUGCCAACUUUCUUCACGUUAUGGAGACUGUUUGCAAGCAGGAGAACACAAGGGAAGAUUUCCCUGUAACAAUGGGCGUGAACGCCUUCAGAGGCUUUAUGAAUGAAUUCAUGACAAUCGUUAAAACUGAAGCUCUCGAAAAACAGAGUAAGAGCAAACGAAAAAAAGAGAAAAAACGAAAGCAGGAAGAGCCUAUCCGGCACGGUAAUCACAUGUUCCAAUUGACUAUCAUCAAUAUACCCACCGCUUGCGAAGUUUGCACGUCUUUCUUCAUGUGGCCCAUUGAGCGAGGACUUGUUUGUCAAAAUUGCAAAUUAACAUGUCACAAAAAAUGCUAUACGAAGGCGUCUUCGGAAUGCGGUAAGGACGGUUCGUUGCUCGAAACAAACUCCCGCAAGGUAUUCGGUGUACCGCUUUACAAAUUAGAUUGCGGCGAUGGCAAGGUACCGCUUGUAGUAGACAGACUGAUCACAACUAUCGAGAUGCAUGGUCUGUAUACCGAGGGCAUAUAUAGAAAGAGCGGCGUCAGUUCCAAGGUGAGAGAGCUCAAGAUGAAAAUGGACGAAGGUGAUUUGGAGAAGGUAGACUUCGAGAACUAUCAAGUGCAUGUCUUAGCGGCGGUACUAAAGAGCUUCUUUAGAGACAUGCCAGAACCGCUAUUGACCUACGAAUAUUACGAUGACUUUUUACACGCGGCGAGCUUGACGGAUCCACACGAUCGAAUCAGCACGCUUUUCGCCAUAUUGAAAAAAUUGCCGAAACCCAAUUACGAUCUGAUGGAACGCUUGAUCGUCCAUUUGGCGCGAGUGGCGCGACAUGAGGUGGACAAUAGAAUGUCACCGUCGGCUCUAGCUAUCGUUUUUGCGCCGUGCAUUCUCAGAACGAACAGAACGUUACCCGCGCAAGACUCUCUUCAAGAUGUAGGCAGGCAGACGCGUUGCGUCGAGACGAUAGUACAUGAAAAGUUGAGAGUCGUUAGAGCGACAUUAGCGGACAUAAAUACCCUCGAAUCCGCCUGUCACACGGCGACUCAUCGACUCUCCAGUCUACGAUCGUCUAAAAUCUUCAGUCCGGAGGAAUUGAACGCGGUCGCUCCGAUUGUUGCGGGACGAGCAGGUGCGAUGGAUCGCGAGAGAGAUCGAGGAGACGAAGAAGAAGCAUUACUCGUCGAUCAUAUACAGGAAAUUCAGAAGGAGAAGGCUCUCUUGACAUCUACUCUACCCAGUCUAACGAGAGCCUCUUCGGACGAUGAUCUCCUCUUAUCGGCAACGGAUCUGGACGAUGGAUCUCUCGACGAUCUUCUCCCACCUUCUGCUGACGGACUCGUAAGGAAGAAGCCCGUUCAAAGGCAAAGUUCGGCAGACAAUUCGUUUCCGACGAUUAUCAAUAUGGACGACGAUAUGGUAAUGGUAUGAAUAGCGAAUAACAUCCGCAAAUAAUGUUAACGUGCAUUUUAAACGGCUGUAGUAAUUCGACAGAUGAUGCGAGAUGUUGUUUUAGGAUGGGGAAUCAACGACUUUAAAUAAUUGCUGGUCCUACUAGCGAAUCAUUAAUGUUUCGAGACUUAUUAGUAAAUGCAAUUAUAGAUAGCUCUCGUAAUUUGUUGAUUCCGUAAAAAAAAAAGUUUAACUGUACGACUGAAAUAACUCCAUUUUCUCAUCGAAAUGUCAAUAGAAAUGUCUAAAACUUUCAUACAAUAUGUGAUAGGAGCACUGCACAAAUUUUAAUUUCGCCACAUAAUUUUAUUCGCAAUGCAUUCCUGUCUUCGAAGACUGUCAAAGUAUUUAAGCGCAACGUUUCGUUCGUCUAUAGAUUCUAAAAGAAAUGUUAUUCAAUUUAUCGCUUUACACAUUUUAAAUAUAAGAAAUGAAAAACACAAAACUUAGAAAGUAUUAAGAGGAAAUCGCUCUUAUAUAUAUUUUAAGAAAUUUCCGCUUGUCAAAAUGAUGAGGGGGGUCGUAUUGAAUUACUCGUUUUACAAAUUUACGUUCAUAAAAAAAUGUAAUUUAUUGUUGCACCAUGUUGCAAAUUCUCAGUAAGAAAUCUGUUUACGGAGAAUUUUUCUAACAUAUUGUACGUAGAUGCGCAUUUCCUUUAAAACUAUAUUCGUUUAGCAUUAGUAGAUCUGCAACUCGAAAACUAUCUCUUCCCAAAGGAUCUACUUGUCACGUUCGAGUAGAAUCGAUAAUCGACUGCCUUAAAUUCCUGCGAGAUGUUUUUAUUGUAUGUAUUUCGUUAUAUGAUGUUUUCCGAUGACGAUAAUCGACUUAAAGUGUUAGGUUUAGACGCAGGAAUUUGAGGGACGACCAAGAGAGAGAGAAAGAGGAAACCAAAACAUAGUUUGUACAUAUAUUAUGCAAUAUAACAAUUUCGUAAUAAUCUGUUAUUAUUGUUAAAUUUACGAGAGACGUUUAAAACGCAAGAUUAUAUUUCUAUUGUCGAUAUUUGUUGUAGGGAUACAUGCACGCUGUAUAUCGGGUCUCUGCCGGUUUUAGUGUUCUUUGGAUUGAUUUUUACUUAACGUGCUUUUUUUCCCCUCGCGCUCAUAUCAUUGGGGCGUCUGAAAGUACGUGCGCAUAAGUACGCACACAUACACAUGUACACAUAUAUACACAUACAUGCAUACAUUACAUACAGGUACUUAUGUAUAGACAAAUUCGCGCGCGAGACUAAUCAAACUUUUCUGCUCGGAAUUUAUCGCACCUCUCUCUUCUUUUAAUUACUUUUUAAUCCAUAUAUAUAUUAUUCAGUGCGUUUUAAAUUUCAACAAUUUCUUUCCACGAUUUCGCUUCACUGUCCCCUUCGCCCAUUCGUAGCCCGUGUACGCGAUAACCUGACGAUCCGGGAAAGUCGACAAAGGAAAAGGGUGAAAGAGAUUUCGAUCUCGCGUAAUAGAAGUCUCUAUCCAAUAAGGAUAAUCAGAUUAGGUCCCCACUUACGUACCGCGGACUUAAUUGAAUUCUCCUGCGAAUUAAUAGUUACGCUUGAUGAUGAUGCCGGAAAGAGGAGAGGGGGAAUCGGUGAAUCGAAUCUUUCCUUUUAUUUUUUUUUUCUCUGAUUACCGAAGAGCUGGGAACUGAGUAUAACGAUUUUCAUUACGAGGGAUGGUGAAUUUAUUAUUAUUACACGAAAAGUGACCUAUAUAGAUUUUUUAUUCGCUAUUUCUGAUGUAUCACGUUACUGGAUCAUAUAUGCAUCAUACCUUCUGUUGCGUCCAAUCACCAAAGACUCGUACGCAAUUAUUUUUUCAUUCUUAUAUUUACGUCAGUUCAAUAUUUUUUACAUCGCGUUAUCCGUUUUUUUAAUACUGUAAAGCGUCGUAUAAUUUUAAUUGCCUUUGCAUAUCCAUAUUAUGUAUAUAAAUAUAUGUAAAAGAAUGGAAUUUAUAUUUCCAUCCUCUCUCGAGUAGAUCAAUAGGUACGUUUGCGCAGCAGGUGAAUAUUUUAAGUUUCGUAUAUCGGCAAUCGAUGACGAGGUAAAAACUUUCUUUUUCCAUUCAAUUAAAUCCCGUCUCGGAAUAUUGGACCACGCGCGACUUUUAUCCGGAUAACUUUUAGGAUUAAAUCGAAUAAUUAGAAAAACAAGAGAAAAAUCUCGUUUGUACUUCCAGAAUUUUUCUUUCUCUCAACUCGUAAAGAGACCCACCUCCGCGUUUACAUUCGUUUUAAGAAUAAUCGACUCGGCGAGGAUGAAUUGUCCAAGCGAUUAUCGUCACGUCAAAUCUCGAUGAUCGUUUUGGAGGACGGUCUCGAGAAACGGGACGAUUUUAAAUUGCCUUUUUACAAUCGAUAAGUUUUACGAGGGGUAAACUAUAAAGGUGAAAUCGUUAUAAAAUCGUUUUUUAUUUUACUGUGGAUAUACUUCUGUGGAUAAGCUGUAGUGUUAUGUAAAUGUAACGUUACCUUUCUCUCAUCUAAAGCCAUGACAUCGCGAUGCACAAGCGUGCACAAAUGACUUGAGGCGAAGCGGAAUGAUCUUUAACGGAAGAAUUUCAUAUAUAUUUAUAUAUAUGCUAGAAAAUAUAUAUAUAUAUUUUCGUUACGUCUACCGAAUGUGCGAGUUCCAGUGUGUGUCGUCCUCCAUAUAUAUUAUAAUCGCGGGGAUGUUAUCUGAUAUAUGGUAUGUUAAGAGAAUCUUUUUUAUGCAUCCGUUUGUUAUUUCGUUGAAAUGUUCUGCGACGCAUGCGGUUGACUUAAAAAUUGAUUUCACUCCAUUUUGGACUAGUCCGUUGUUACGACAGUGAGAUAUUUCGGAUUAUUGAUUUAUCUCUCAUCUGUCAAUAUGUGGGUAAUAAUCUAUAUUCUUCGACAAUUUUAAUGGGAAGGGGGGGGGGGAUAAAAGUCGCACAACGGUUAUAAUAAUAGAUAUUAUAAAUCGAAUUACUCUUCGGCGACAGAACUGGGUUAGUAGACGUAAGGUAAAAAGUGAACUAAUUAUCGUUGUACGUGUAAAGUAUCAUCUAUACAAACGCAUACGCUUCUCUUACUGUGGAAGGUGCUUCGGACGACUCGCUAGCACGAGGCUAGUGCGAGAGAACCGAGCCGAAUCGCGACGCUGAGAUCGCGAAAGAAGAUUUUCCUCUCGAGACGUCCCUUAUUAUAGACGGAGCGGAAAUCUCGAACGGCCGUUCGAUUAAUAAAAUUGCAAUAAAUCCGUGCCUCUCUCCGCAGAGGACGAUCGAGGUUUCCACAGCGUGUCUAAUUAAAGGUAUAAUUAAUUAAGAGCCUGAAUCAAAUGUACUCCCCUCCGCGAAUCCCCGUUCGAGAUUCUCGCGACCGCGGCUAUAUAUCUUGUCUAUAUAAGGAUAUAAAGAUAUGUACAUAGAUAAUCAGUUAUAAUAUCGUAAAGCGCGCAACAACUCUUCAUGACAAUAUCGUUCCGCAAAGAAAGUCGCAAUUCCGGAUAUCUCGCAGCUGCUGCAACGACGAUGGGUGAUUCUCGUUUUCCUCUCUCCUACAUGCUUGUCCUCUCUCUUGAUCUGCGCUACUUUUGUCGAGUGUUUCGUCGCACGAAUUACAUCGUAUCGAUGAAGCGGCUCAUUACAAUCGACCCGCGUCGAUCUCUCGGGAAUCGAGGUAGCAGCGAGCGCGUAUCAUCGUCACGAAUCACGGGGAACCGAACGAACGAGAUCGGUGUUGCUGCACUACUUGGCCGAAUUUUUCAAAUACGCUUAUUACAAAUAUAGGUAAAAAAAAAUACGCUCGCUGCUGUGUGUGUACAACACGAGUGUUGUGUGCGUGUGGCUGCGAUGCGUGCGUGUCCGAUUCCCGUUCACCGACGCGAGAAACCGCGCCGAUUCCCCUCCUCGGCGAGAUGAGGAUAUUUUCGCGCUCUGAAUCUCGCUCCUACGAUCGUUAGUUCUGCAGUCGUGCAGGUUUCUUAGCAAAAAAAUAAUUUAAAAAAUCAAAAUCAGAUAAGAGAGAGACAGUCGGAGAGAAAUAUACUUUUCGGUAAUCAUUAAAAUAUUCGCGAUAUUAAUGCUCUUCCCGUUUGUAUCUUGGCGUAAAUCUAAGAAAUGACAAUAAGCAGGACGUCUGUCAAUCUCUCCCGGAUUAUGGAUAUCUUGAAUAUUUUAUAUCGGAAAAUAUAUAUUUUUUUCUUGUUUAAUAAAGAAAUAUAUAUUUUUCUUGUAUAUACCUUGUGUUUAUAAAAGAUUCAUUUUAUUUCAAUGUGCUUAUUAAAAUAUUUUUUAUUAAUACAUUUAUUAAUAUAUUAAUCAUUAGUUAUACAUAUACAUAUACGAUAUCAAAAUUAUUUAGAGGCACAGCGGCGAGACAUUGGACAUCCUGCUUGUUAUAUUUAAAUAUGUAUGUGUAGCACAGUGUACCCAGGAAGGUGUAUGCUAGCGGCAGUACUCUAAUCUUAUAUGAACGAGUCUUUCUUAGCGGAAAUUUCAUCGAGCGCAUUAUUAUAAUUAUUUGUUUAUAAUCGUUUGUAGAUUGUUUAAUGUCGGAUGCUUUGGCACGAUUAGAUCUCGUAUUUUAAUUUCCGCUAAGAAAAAAUACGACUCGCUCGUAAAAUAAAAUAUACGCACUCCUUUCAAAAUAAUAUGUAUACAUACCAUUUAUUUUUCUUCGAGUGUGUAUGCGUGAGAGAGAUAUGUAUCCUAUCGUGAAUAAUACAUAUAAAAAGAUAUAAAUAUAUACAUAUAUAAAUAUAUAUAUAUAUAUAUAUAUAUACAUACAAAAUAUAUGUGUGCGUGUGUAUGUGCGUGUGUUGCAUAUAUGUGUGCGUCUCGUAAGCAUCUGCAGAAAUGAUCGACGGACAUUUCUCGCACGACGACACGCUCAGUCGAAGAACGACACGAAUGACGUGCACGAUGGAGAUUACAGACUUUUACUUAUACAGCUACGGAACAAUUUCAAGAGAGAUACACAUGGAAUGCAAAACGUGUAAGAUGAAAUAGAGAGAGAAAGAGAGAGCGAGCGGACUACGUCUUUUGGAUCCGUGUUAUAAUUGAAAUAAAUUUUUUUUCUCUCCUC
Molecule: messenger RNA, 12200 nt
Organism: Camponotus floridanus (Florida carpenter ant)
Lineage: Eukaryota; Metazoa; Arthropoda; Insecta; Hymenoptera; Formicidae
Product: unconventional myosin-IXb
Exons: 15
Coding region: 222-7133 (2303 amino acids)
Biological process (GO): intracellular signal transduction
Cellular component (GO): myosin complex
Molecular function (GO): GTPase activator activity; ATP binding; protein binding
Source: RefSeq, a predicted model, not a curated record